AUAGGAAGGGCAAGAGUAAGAUGGGCAAUCGUGGGUACGCUUGCUUGUUUAACCUUAAUCUUAGUUGGCUUGUUUGGAGCAAGUUCGGAAGAUUCUCCAUUGUACAGAGCAGCAGGAUAUUACAGACCCAGUCUCUUUAAUGAUGAAGGUAUCUAUAUCGGCCCUCUUUCUUCCGCCGAUCCUUGGGUCAAAAGUAGCGGUCGAAAAGGGCUAAAGUACAACACACCCUUUAAUCCGGACGAUCUCACCUUGACAGAUGACGAAUGUGACGCUUUCUUUCCUCAACUCUACAAGGAGAUCGAUCGAAGUGUGGAGUAUUUCACGAACAAACAGAAGUAUACAAUCGAAUAUCUCGAAUACGCAUGUGAUGAUGGAAUAUGGACACAUGCACGUGUGGUGAUUUACAAUAAUCGUGUUUACCUGAAAUCUUUCCAAAAGAGUGAAGAGAUGAGAUCAAAAGCUGCUCUUUCUCUAUUGCAUCAAGCUGUGACCGCUUCUAGACAGAAAUUGCCCAAUGUAGAAUUCUGUAUCGGUUUGAUGGAUUGGGGAAGUAGAGGGAAAUUUGGAAUCGAUCGUGCUCCUGAUUUGGAAGAUGUUUGGCUGAUGCCCGACCCAGGCUUUUGGAGUUGGCCAGAACAUGUUGGGUCUUAUCAAGAUUUACGUGAAAGAACGGCAAAGAUUGAAGAGGAGAUUGGUUGGAACGGCAAAACUGAUAAGUUGAUUUGGAGAGGAACGUUGGAAAAGGGAAAGCAAGAUCGGGAAGCAUUGGUAGGAUCAGCGCAAGGAUAUCCUUGGAGUGAUGUUGCAGCAAUUGAUUGGACUUCACCUGAUCGAAGACCGAUUCCAAUGGAAGAUCACUGCAAAUGGAAGUAUAUUGCUUUCCCCGAAGGAAAUACUAAUAAUGGCCGUUUACGCUAUCUUCAAACCUGUCACAGCGUUUUGGUGACCCAUAAGCCACGUUGGGUACAGCAUUGGACGCAUCUAUACAAUGCCGAAUGGAACAGUCGCGAUCAGAAUGUCGUCUUCGUUCCACCUCCAUCCCUAUCCGACAAGGAUUCAACAAAAGGGGUUCCUGUGCAUGGUGCUGAUGGACGUGAAAUAGGACGUGAUCGAACAUGGGAACGAUUGCCAGAAACGAUGAAGACACUUUUACGUAAUGAUAGAACAGCAAGAAAGAUUGCUGAUAAUCAAUGGAAAUUCUUCCGCGAACGAUACAGUACCCCCGCAGCGGCGAUGUGUUAUUGGCGUAAAGCGAUUCGUGGAUUUGCCAAAGUGCAACAAUACGAAGUUGACUUGAGCGGAUCGGAAACGAGUAUGGAAACGUUCAUGCUCAAAGGU
Meira miltonrushii is the source of this 1338-nucleotide messenger RNA. RefSeq lists its product as uncharacterized. The annotation marks the transcript as partial. The record is from RefSeq and is a predicted model, not a curated record. The transcript has a single exon. Lineage: Eukaryota; Fungi; Basidiomycota; Exobasidiomycetes; Exobasidiales; Brachybasidiaceae.